Hypanus sabinus (Atlantic stingray) is the source of this 1384-nucleotide messenger RNA. It is a transcript of the gene ppp1r11, whose product is annotated as protein phosphatase 1, regulatory (inhibitor) subunit 11. The coding region runs from base 131 to 508 and encodes 125 amino acids. The transcript has 4 exons. Gene Ontology annotation, molecular function: protein phosphatase 1 binding; protein serine/threonine phosphatase inhibitor activity. Gene Ontology annotation, cellular component: nucleus. The record is from RefSeq and is a predicted model, not a curated record. NCBI's taxonomy places the organism in Eukaryota, Metazoa, Chordata, Chondrichthyes, Myliobatiformes, Dasyatidae.
GAGGACUGGAAGAUGGAGGCGGAGUGACGGGGGUUCAGGGUUCAGCGAUCCGCAGUCUCCGACUCUUCCGCAGCCGCUGACGGGGGGGUGGGUGGCGGUGACACCCAGAUUUUCACCCCCUCCCGGAUUGAUGGAAAGAGGGGCUGAGCGCAGCGCGAUGGCAGAGGCAGCUGGCACCUCGGCGACCGUCACAGAGACCGUGGACGGGAGCCAGCCUGCGGACACGGAAAACCGCAGCAUCACCCUCAGGCUGAGGAAGCGCAAGACGAAUAAGAAGGUGGAGUGGUCCAGCGACACCGUGGACAACGAGCAUUUGGGCCGGCGUUCCUCCAAGUGCUGCUGCGUCUACGAGAAGCCACGGGCCUUCGGGGAGAGCUCCUCGGAGAGCGAGGACGAGGACAGCGGCUGCGGCAACGAGCACUGCAUCAGGGGCCACAAGAAGCCCGCCCACCCCGACCACAGCUCCGAGCACUCGAAUCAAGAACAGGGUGGCCCUCGGGAGAACUGAAUGGAGGGGGGGUGGGGAGACGCAGGGCUGGAGGGAGCGGAUCAAGCUGCGGGAGCGUUGCCACCCCCGACCUACCACUCAGUCAACCCUGCUCUCACCGACCCAGGGGGCUGCCACACGGUGGCGGCCUUGGCUUAUCUUCUAGUGAAGAGGGUUUUUUUUUAAACAGAACUAGACCUGUAAAUUUGUAUUGCAUUUGUAAUUUAUUUAAUAGAACCUUUUUUUGGGUUUUGCCUUUCAGCAGAUCCUCAGUGGGAGGGUGCAUGCAGAGCACGGACUUCUCGUCCAGCCAGGAGGGUGUUUGCACGAAGCCGAAAAUCCUAGAGCUGAUUGGCGAGGGUGGGGGGGGGGGGGGUCAAUGGGGAAUCUAAUCACUCGAGCACAAGCACUUGAAGUCAGCACCCUGUCAACCGUGGUAACUAAAGGAGGCAUGUUGUUCGAAGUUGAUGUGGGGGGAGAGGGGGGCAACGCACAGCUGCUGGAAAGAGACAACAGGUUGAACUGCAGAUGAGGCUGUGGGAAGGGGAUGGAAUUGUCCAGAUCGACCAUUAACACCGAUGAUUCCUGUCCAUCUCCACAGGUGCCGGGCUCUUCUCUCCUCCCCGCCCCCACCAGGUCGCGGGUUACACCAUUUCCCCCCCUCCCCCAGGUGGGGCUGUCACUGAGCAAGGGGUGCUGGGGUGCCCAGUGAGUCGCCGCCAGGUCUGACCGGCUCGAUCCGUGGUGGGCGCGGUGCGGGUCUCUCCCAUCCACCCGGGCGACGGGCCGCCGCUGAGCUGUAGGUUGAAAUGUAAUGCUGAAGGCUCCCGUCCUUCACCAAUCAGAUGUUCUGAAAUAAAUGGUCUGGCUGAACACAAGCUGAGUUGUUUCAGAGUC